This is a messenger RNA of Saccostrea echinata, 549 nucleotides long. RefSeq names its product ficolin-1-like. The transcript is spliced from 4 exons. Lineage: Eukaryota; Metazoa; Mollusca; Bivalvia; Ostreida; Ostreidae. The record is from RefSeq and is a predicted model, not a curated record. The coding region runs from base 1 to 549 and encodes 182 amino acids.
AUGGAGACAAUGGACGGGGGGUGGACGGCAAUUCAAAAGAGAAUAGACGGAUCCCUAAGCUUUGACAGGAACUGGACAGAUUAUAAAAAUGGUUUUGGUGAACCGGAACAGGAUGUCUGGAUUGGAAAUGACGUUAUCCACCAGUUAACAAAGAAAGGGAACUCAUCCCUCUAUGUAUCCAUCACACUAGUGAAUGGCAGCAGACUGUAUGAAUUGUACGAUCGAUUCUCUGUGUCGAAUGAAACAGAAAAGUAUCAACUCUUUCUGGCGGGACCUGCCACUGGAACCUUAGGUGACAGUAUGUUAAAUCCUGGUUAUUCUUGGAAAAAUCUGUAUGGGAUGUCAUUCACUACCCAGGACAGAGACAACGACAGAUUGAGUGGAUAUAACUGUGCUGCUGACACUUUAGGAGGCUGGUGGUUUAACGAAUGUCACUGGGUUUUCCUCAACGGUCCCUGGUCCCCGGCAAGCUGGUGGGGACCUUGGUAUCCUACUGUUACAUCCGGGUUAUCUGUGAGGAAGACGAUGAUGAUGAUCAAACGUCACUAG